UAAUUAUAAGGUUUUAUGUGCAAAUUGACGAUCGAAGAAUUCGAUAAAAUUUCGAACGUUUCGUUUAGGAUCAAUUCGGACAUUUGCUGCGGGCCCCUGUUUAAAAUUGUGCGAAGCUAAAUAAAUCAGUCAUAAAUUUUAAAAGUACUUAUUAUGGAUGAAGCCCUGUAAAAUUUACGACCUUUUCUGAAUUGUUGCAUGGAUAUAACUAGGUUGUCAGUCAAAGAGGGCAAACUUUAUCUUAAGAUAAAUUUCAUCAUAUUAUGUACUUUAAAGGAAUUUUAGAUUUCUGAAAAUAGGAAACACACAACGAAAAUCUUUUAUGGCAAUUAAAAAGAAGAACACUGUUAUAAAAAUUUGUCACUCUAACUAAAAGUUCGUGUACGGAGUUCGAUAAUUUGUCAGAAGUAUAGAUUUUGACAGAGAUAACUCUAGCGAAAGGGUUAAAGCGCAGGUUCCAGGAAGACUCGCACCGUCCCUGAUUUCGUGGUUAGCGCGAGUACGGCGCGUAAGGGCCCAAAAUAAGACGCCCCUGGUGCAGGUUGAGUAAUACGUCCCUGCAGAACGGAGCCCGCGAGGGCUGGUGGGAAAAAGAGAGGUGGGCUGACGAACAGUGGAGCGACGAGGAUAGAACGAGCGAGAGAGGAACGCGAGGGCCGAGGCACACCAUCGAGUAUCAACCAGCUGGUUGGCAAGGCAGCCGCGAGCAGUCGCCAGUGUGACGCGGUACCCCGCGAGGGCUUUCGUCGUUUGUUCCGUUCGUCUAAUACGUGUGUCUAUAUGUCCGUCAUCUCCCUUCCGCUUAAACCUAUCGUGGUCGUGCGUACGUUCAUUCGUUCGUCCGGUCCGUGUGUGGUGAGUCUCUCUUCGCUAGCUUUCAACGACGACACUUGCCACCGGUCGGGACUAUCGUCUCUGUGUCAAAGUACAUCUCUGUCUCGCUCUGCCUCGCUCUCUCUCUCUUCGUUUCUCUUGGCGUGCCCGACCGAAAAGACAAGAUGGCUGCCGACUCAGGAAUGGAGACGUGUCCCUCCCCGGAGAUCGCAGACUCCAGGAAGCGGCCGCUCGAUUGUGACGCGGAAAAUGGCGCGACGAAGAGGUCUCAUUACGGAUCAGGAGGAGAUGGAACAUAUCACCUCAAAGUAUUGGUCCCUGGCGUUGCUGCAGGAGCUAUUAUCGGAAAAGGUGGAGACACAAUUGCUCAGCUGCAAAAGGAUACAGGAGCUAAAGUCAAAAUAUCCAAAUCGCAUGACUUCUAUCCAGGAACAACAGAAAGGGUAUGCUUAAUAACGGGUAGUUUAGAAGCUAUAAUGGCAGUUAUGGAUUUUAUUAUGGAUAAAAUACGUGAAAAACCAGAUCUCACGUUGAAGACAACUGUUGACUCUGAAUCAGGAAAAACCACGGCAGAGAGGGAUAAACAGGUAAAAAUUUUGGUACCUAAUAGCACUGCAGGGAUGAUAAUAGGUAAAGCUGGAAACUAUAUUAAACAAAUUAAAGAAGAAUCUGGCUCGUACGUUCAAAUAAGUCAAAAGGCAAAAGAUGUAUCUUUACAAGAACGAUGUAUAACAGUAAUUGGGGAAAAAGAGAACAAUCGUAAUGCAUUAAUGAUGAUAUUAGCAAAAGUGGCAGACGAUCCACAAAGUGGCAUAUGCCCCAAUGUUAGUUACGCGGAUGUAAGUGGUCCUGUAGCUAAUUACAACCCCACAGGCAGUCCUUAUGCUCAAGCGCCUACAAGUACACCCACGUAUACUUCUACAGCUGGCAUUAAUACAGUGAGCCUUUUGAACGGUGCUGGUCUUAGUUUGAACUUGAACUUGGGAGCUGCAAUAACGGCGGGUACAGCACCAGUGACGACGCAAUUAUUGGAGCACAUAAAGUUAAAUCUACGAACAGCGGGUUUCUCAGAACCUGCUGCUACCGAAAUUUUAUCAGCUAUUGCUACUCUCGCUAAGUAUAAUCUCCUUGGAAUGGGUAUUGGAAUGCCAUCCAGCAUGAGUUACCUUGGGAAUCCUAUGGAUAGUACCACAACCGCAAACGGUUCGAACAAUAAUGGCGGUGUAUUUGGGCCAAUUGGAACGGUUCCUGCCCUUGGAUCUACGUCUCCUACACCACGUAAUACACUCGAUAGAUACGAGGCGUUUGACCCGUUCAGACAAAACAACACAGCUGCCAGUGCUAUUCAUCUAAACAACAAUUCGUUUGGCCUGGGUACUAACCAGUUAUCACUUGUAAGUAAGAGCCCUACACAGGUAGACGUCAACAACAAGGAGACCAAGAAAGUAGACAUAGAAAUUGCAGAGGUUAUAGUGGGAGCUAUUCUGGGACCCGGUGGUCGUGCCCUCAUUGAGAUUCAGCACCUAAGUGGCGCCAACAUACAAAUCUCUAAGAAGGGCAUGUUCGCUCCUGGUACCAGGAACCGCAUAGUGACUAUCACGGGUUAUCCUAAUGCGAUCAACACUGCUCAAUAUUUAAUUGAACAGAGGAUUAGCGAAGAGGAAGCAAAACGAGCACGUCAAAAUGCCCUCGCCAGUAUGAUCAAUUGAUUUCAAGUACAGCACUUUUGUUCAUCCCCAUUAUUGAGCUCCGUUAUUCAUCUUUUCACAUCUUGAGAUGAUGCUUACGGUAGCUCUCUCUUCCCUUCUUUAACAAAAAAAAGUAACUCGUCCACUACCACCUUACCACCCGUUGUCAUCUGUCGCAACAUCACUAAUAGCGCUUGGCAUUCUCACAUCACUAUUCAUGCAUCCAUCAUGGCUCGUCAACAUUUAUCUAUCUUUUAAGAUUAUUAUGAUAUAUAUAAAUAUUAUAUGUUAAAUGAUAACUACUACAAUUGUUCUGUGAUACACCACGUUACGGGGCUUUAUCACAAAUAACACACACGUACCACAUCAGAGUCACAUAAUAUAUCUAGUUGUAUGGUAUAGGAUAUUGAAACAUGGCAUGAUAAAAACUAUAUAAUUACAUUUAGAAACGAAAUGGCACAAUUUGGCCGCAAUUGUUCUUGAAAGAUCGAGAUUGCAAUGAUACAAUGGGUAAUUGUUUCGUUUCAUGAAAUGAAAUCUAUUUUUUUUUCCCUUUUUUUUUAUACAUAUAGGAGCAUAAUUUAUCUAUUAAUACAAGGGAGAGAUACUUUUAGUUACAAGGUCAUACAGAACUCACAAAUUGAAUGACUUCGAUCUGAGGAAUUAGUACAGUGGCAUAUCUCGUUAUGCGACUUUCAUGCAGCGCUUGAUUUCUAAAGUCCUGCCGUCUGAAAACUGAAAUUUCUAAACUUGGAAGUUUGAAAGUUUCUAAAUUCAAAAUGUCUAAAUUUCUAUGCGCGCUAUAAUGACGAAGGACGCGUUAUUAAAACGUGUGGAAAACUGUGAGAAGGUUGACGCGCUGUACGGAUUAUAUAAAUGGGAGCCAUAUAACGAGACUGGCACUGUACUUAAAUGUGUAUCUCGCAAACUAAAUUACAUUCGUUUUCACAAACUGAUGUUUUGUGAAUUAUUGUAUUGAACUGUUCCUUGAACUAUGAAAUGAUUAGGCUAAUUAAGCAAUUUUACCCUUGCUUAACAUACUAUCUGAACGAGAUUUUUAAGUACAGAGUGAUACCUUGGCAAAACCAAAGAUCUUACAUAUGUUAAACAGAAAUGACUUGGCUGGAAGAUAAAUAUACAUACAAAGGGAGAGCUAUUCUACAUAUAAACAUAUAUUUAUAUAUUUACAACAGCUGGCUGGUCCAGCUAAACGAGUAACAUAAUACCUUAUUGCCAAGUUUUAUUCUGAAUCCCAAAGCCUUUAUUUCUCAAAAAUCUUCAUCGAACUUCUAGCGUUAGAUUAAUGUACACAGAAAUAUAUAAACAUCGAGCCUCAUUCUUUCUUCACAUGUAUAUGCUCUUAGGAAUGGAGAAUUCAUUAUGCUAGGAUGAUAGAGUAAGAAUCAUUCGAUUCAUUAGAAUGAAGAUUCUCGAGUAAUAGUUUCAGUACAGUUACAAUACAAUAUCAUAGAUACACGUUAACACAUUCGAAUAUUCGUCUAAUUAUUUUUAGUUUCAAGGUAUAUCAGUUGAAUACAAUUUCCAUCAAUGCAGUUUAACAUUUCUUGACACUCGCAUAGAAUUAUUUUCUUUUCUUUUCUUUUUUUUUUUGUUGUCAUUCCUUUUACAGAGUUAAAGCUGCAUGUAUAACAGUUCUUCUUAUCGUAUAGAAAUAUUUAUAUAUUUAUACACAUGUAUAUUUUCAAUAGUUUAAUUGUCGAGCAUCCUCAAUGGAAAUAUUUUGUUCUCGUUAGUAAGUAUUUCUUUUCUACGCAAUGAUUAAAUUUGUGACGAAAUGCAUAUAAUUUGAGAUUAUACACGCAUCGGAUAGUUUAAUCUUUGAUAGAAAUGCGUCCGUCAAUAAUUCAGCUAUCGUGUCAUACAUCCUUGGGUUCUGUAUGAUACUGCUUUAAUGUGGACUUCUAUUUAAGGACAACCAAAUCUUUGACAGAUGUUUUUUAACUAUCGCACCUUGACAUUGAAUCAAAUCAUUAGAUAAGGAAUGAAUUUUAGCUAGGAAACAUUGUUUCUGUUGAUGAUAAUUGUCAAUACGGAUACAGCUUACAUUUCA
This is a messenger RNA of Megachile rotundata (alfalfa leafcutting bee), 4593 nucleotides long. It is a transcript of the gene pasilla, whose product is annotated as RNA-binding protein Nova-1-like protein passilla. NCBI's taxonomy places the organism in Eukaryota, Metazoa, Arthropoda, Insecta, Hymenoptera, Megachilidae. Gene Ontology annotation, molecular function: RNA binding. The record is from RefSeq and is a predicted model, not a curated record.